CAAGAAAAAGGAAGAAGAUGGGGAACUGUAAUUGCAGAAUAACUAGAGAAGAGAUGGUAUCAAGAUGCAAAGCGAGAAAGAGAUACAUGAAACAGCUUGUUGAAGCAAGACAAUCUUAUUCCACUUCUCAUUCUAUCUACAUUCGAUCUCUCCGAAAUACAGGCUCAGCUCUACUUCAAUUCGCCACAACCGAAAUCAAUCACCAUCUUCCGCCACCACCACCAAAUAAUCCAACCUCUCCGCCUCCGCCGCCGCCGCCGAUGAGUCCGAUCGUCACUCCUUCAUCAACAUGGACAAUACCCACCGUCCUCCCGCCGCCUCCGCCUCAACCGGCGGUUGUUUCCGGUUGGGAUUUCUGGGAUCAAUUUAUCAUGCCGCCAUCUUCGUCUAGAUCGGAAACAGAGGAGGAAUGGGAAAUGUCGACCACAACUACCGGAUCGGAGACGACCGUUGCUGCGCCGCCGACCGGCGAGCUAGCUGUGGUGGUGGUGUCUUGUAAAAGGAAUGAGCUUUUCGAAAUAAUGAAAGAGCUAGAUGAAUGCUUUAUUAAUGCAGCCAAUGCCGGAGCCUCUCUUUCUUCUCUCUUGGAGGUCUCGUAUUGUAAUUUCCACCCUUCACCAGCCUCUGGCAAGAAUAUUUAUGGGCAUGAAAAGGGUUCAAGUAGUCCAAUAUGGCCAUGGGGAUCUUGUCGAAAAACAGAUGAUUCAAUAUUGAAUAUCUUUGAAAGAAAUCAAGGUGAAGAAGAAGGUUGUGUUGGCGUUGGAAGUCACUCAUCCACGGUGGAGAAACUCUAUGUUUGGGAGAAGAAAUUAUACUCAGAAGUCAAGAAUUCGGAGACUUUGAAAGGUGAGCUUGAAAAGAAGACGGCACAACUCAAGAAAUUGGAGAUAAAUAGGGCGGAACAUGUAAAGACCAAGAAAAUAAGGAAUGAGGUUGAAAAGCUUGAAUCAAUAUUGAUGGUUUCCUCUCAAUCCAUCGAAACCAUUUCUUCUGAAAUCAUCAAAUUGAGAGAAACAAAUCUCUACCCACAACUUGUUGAGCUUGUUAAAAGAUCGAUGGACAUGUGGAGAACUAUGUACGAAAGCCACCAAAUUCAAACCCAAAUAGUAAAAAACCUUAAAAAUCUCAACAUCAACACUAUUGUUCCAUCAACCGACUCAACUUCCGAAAUCCACCAGCAAUCGACACUCCACCUUGAACAAGAACUACACCAAUGGCACAUUUCCUUCAACAACUUAGUGAAUUCCCAACGCGACUACAUUCAAGCUCUAGCAGGCUGGCUAAGACUCAGUCUCUUCCCAUUGUCCAAAACAGGUCAAGACUCCUCAAUCUACUCACUUUGCGAGGAAUUGCAUCUCGCAAUUAACCGUGUACCCGAUAAGGUCGCUUCUGAAGGGAUUAAAAGCUUGUUAAAUGUAAUCCGCGAUGUUGUUGUUCAACAAGGGGAAGAACUAAAACAGAGAAAAAGAUCUGAAUUGGUAGAUAAACAUUUGGAGAAGAAAUUGGCUGAUCUUAAAAUAAUGGAGGAAUCGAAGAAAAAGGACCGGGUUUCGAUAAAGCAAGAAAAGGUUGGGGCUUGGAAGGCGAAAGCGGAUGAAGAGAGGAUUAGACAUGAAAGGUUAGUUGGGGUGACAAGGGCAACUACGGUUAAUAACUUGCAGAUGGGGUUGCCACAAGUGUUUGAGGCGAUGAUGGGGUUCUCUAAUGUAUGUAUUCAUGUUUAUGAAUCGGUUUAUAAUCGGGCCAAAAUUACUCUUGAUGGCAAUGAAGUAAAGAAGUUGUAACUCAUGUGAAGAGAUGAAGAAGAUUGGGUUGAGAUAGAAAGCUUGAUUGAUGAAAGGUGGUUUGAUUAUUCUUCUUUUAUUUUAUUUUAAAUAUUGUUACAUCUUUAUUUGUUGUAAGUUUUGAUUGGGGGUGCUUUUAAACUUCAAUUCUGUUAUUGGGAAUAUGAAAUUAUGUAUAAGGUUUCUUCUCACCAUGGAUAAUCAAGAACUUCUUUGAAAAAAUGUAUUAGA
This is a messenger RNA of Impatiens glandulifera, 2015 nucleotides long. Its product is annotated as protein ALTERED PHOSPHATE STARVATION RESPONSE 1-like. Lineage: Eukaryota; Viridiplantae; Streptophyta; Magnoliopsida; Ericales; Balsaminaceae. The record is from RefSeq and is a predicted model, not a curated record. The coding region runs from base 18 to 1784 and encodes 588 amino acids. The transcript has 4 exons.